Molecule: messenger RNA, 1524 nt
Organism: Zasmidium cellare ATCC 36951
Lineage: Eukaryota; Fungi; Ascomycota; Dothideomycetes; Mycosphaerellales; Mycosphaerellaceae
Exons: 5
Coding region: 1-1524 (507 amino acids)
Biological process (GO): transmembrane transport
Cellular component (GO): membrane
Molecular function (GO): transmembrane transporter activity
Source: RefSeq, a predicted model, not a curated record
AUGGCAGACGAGGUCAAGGAUGGAAGUGCCCUGGAGAAAGAGGUCAUCAGCUCGGAUGAGAGUUUGAAAGACGUUCCUGGAAAGACUCCUCUGGACGAGCUUCCUGAUCCCGAUGCUGGGCUGUCAGAUGAAGAGAGGAAGGCAUUGGACAAGAAGCUCAUGCGCAAGGUCGAUGCCUGGCUGAUCCCAUGGCUUUGCCUGCUGUACCUUCUAUCGUUUUUGGAUCGUACAAAUAUCGGCAACGCACGUCUAGCGGGCAUGGAAGAGGAUAUUGGGAUGACAGGUCGUCAUGACUACAACAACACCCUGACCAUCUUCUUCAUCUCAUACGCCUUGGCGGAACCCAUCACCAACGUCCUCCUCAAGCGUCUGUCCCCACGAGUCUUCUUCACCGGAAUCAUCCUCAUCUGGGGUCUGAUCAUGACGCUCAUGGGCCUUGUCACAAACUACGCAGGUCUGCUCGCCGCUCGAUGGUUCUUGGGAUUGGCCGAGGCUGGCCUCUUCCCUGGUGUCAACUACUACCUGUCUUGCUGGUACAAACGAUCCGAGCUGGGCGUUCGUGCUGCGACGUUCUUCUCGGCUGCCGCUUUGGCAGGUUCUUUUGGCGGGUUAUUAGCUGCAGCCAUCGCGGAGAUGCGAGGAGUCGGUGGAAAAGCCGGAUGGGCAUGGAUCUUCAUAAUCGAAGGCCUCGCCACCAUGUUCGUCGGCGGCUUCUGCUGGUGGAUGGUCUUCGACUGGCCCGACACCGCACGCUUCCUCACGCCCGACGAACGCCUGCGCGUCCGCCGCCGCCUCGCCGCCGACAACCAGUCCAGCACGGGCGAAGAAUACGACAAGCGCCACGUCAUCGCCGCCCUCAAGGACUGGAAGUGCUGGGGCUACGCCCUCAUCUACAUGGGCAACCUCUGCCCGCUGUAUGCCUUCUCCUUAUUCCUCCCCACCAUCCUCAACGGCAUGGGCUACUCCGGCACGAGAGCACAGCUCCUCUCCGUCCCGCCCUACGCCGUCGCGGCCUGCAUGACCAUCUUCAUCGGCUGGCUCGCGGACCGCACGCGCCAGCGCGGGCUCUGCAACAUGGGUGUGGUCCUGCUCGCCAUCGUGGGCUUCAUCAUGCUGCUCGCGUCCCAGGACCCCCAGAUCCAAUACGCCGGCACCUUCCUCGGCGCGGCGGGAAUCUACCCGACCAUCCCCAACACCCUCUCCUGGGCGUCCAACAACAUCGAGGGCGUCUACAAGCGCGGCGUCAUCAUCGGCAUCGUCGUCGGGUGGGGCAAUCUCAACGGCGUGGUGUCGAGUAAUAUCUACCUCUCGGAGGAGAGGCCGCGGUACUGGACGGGCCAUGGGACCGUGUUGGCGUAUCUGAUUGUGUGUUUGUUGGGCGGGACCGUGUUUAUGUAUACGAUGCUGGCGCUGGAGAAUCGGAAGAGGAGGAGUGGGAGGCGGGAUGGGAUGCAUGAGGGGAUGACGGAGGAUGAGAUUUGGGUGGCGGGGGAUAAGAGGCCGGAUUUUAUAUAUACAUUGUAA